This is a messenger RNA of Ahaetulla prasina, 833 nucleotides long. Its product is annotated as dynein axonemal heavy chain 11-like. The coding region runs from base 1 to 576 and encodes 191 amino acids. The record is from RefSeq and is a predicted model, not a curated record. NCBI's taxonomy places the organism in Eukaryota, Metazoa, Chordata, Lepidosauria, Squamata, Colubridae. The transcript has 3 exons.
AUGGAGGACGAGGAAGACGAGACAGUGCAGGAAAAAAGUUUCGCUGAGGACGAGCGGGUACAGUUCGUUGGCCUCCGCCUGGCCCAUUUGUUAAGGCUCAAAGAAGACAAAUGGAGCAAGUUUCUGGAAGAAGAACAGAACCAAAAGCACGCGACGGAGUUUUUAGAGAGUAACCGCCCAGCUUUCUUGGCCUUCUACCUCUCUGUGGCCGGAGGAUUGACCAUGGAGACAAAGAUACCAAGUAUUAUAAAACAUAAACUUGUAUGGGUUAUGAAGACUGCAAAUAGCAUUGGAACAGAAAACUACAAAGAAGAGCUCAGAUUGUCAGAACUGUCUGGGAUACCCUUGGAGCAUGUAAUGGUGUUUUUAGAGAAGGUUGUAGUUCCUGUUCUUUCCAGUAAGAAAAAUAACGGAUCUUGGCCACAUGUUAUUUCCCAGGAUAUGGAGCGGCAUAUAGAGAUAAUAAAAAAUAAGACCUAUGUUAUGAAUGGAAUUAUGUCUGGGAAAAUUCUUCUUCCUCUUCCAACAAUUGCAACAAAGACUGAUUUGCAGGCUAUAUGCACUGAAAAUAAGUAAGGAGUGUACAUAUAUAAGUAAUGGAAUGUGUGAAUGUCUUUGGGAAUGGGGGGGAAAAGAUGCUAUCUAGGAAACAAUCAGACAAAAGAAGCAGGAGCCCUCCAAUGGCUUAAUGGAGAAAGAGACUUGGGAAGGAUCUGGUCUAAUGGAUCAAGUGUAAGCAGAAAAUUUGUGCAUUGAAAAUUUCAAGGUUCUGUUAAUAUAACAUUACAAGAAGGUAGAAAUAAUUCAUUUAAAACAGAAUCGUAGGGCUGGAA